AUGGUGCUCGUACAAGAAGUGAAAGAACACGCGUUAAGGGCCAACGCUAAAGUGGCCCAGUAUGGCGUUGCAGGUUACGUGGGGGUGUUUUUCGCAGCCAUUUUGUUGUAUGCUCUCUAUCGAAAUUUGAAGAUCUUUUACUUGCGCAAGAGAUUUGGCGCCGAGUUGGCUCCGUGGAUCCCCAAAUCAGGCUGGUUCAACUCGAGACCGGCGCUUGUUAUGUUUAGAAGAAAAAGCCAGGGCGAGUUGGUUGGCUGGUUGUGGACCAAGUUUUAUGGGGAGCACGAGAACUACAGAGUGAGAAUUGGUGGCGAUACGCUAUUUGUGACGAUCGACCCCGAGAACUUGAGAGCCGUGUUGGCGACGCAGUUCAAUGACUUUGCGUUGGCGUUGAGACACUCUCAUUUCAAGCCUGUUUUGGGUGAUGGUGUGUUCACGUUGGACUAUGGCGGAUGGAAGCACCUGCGCGCGCUCUUGAGACCCAACUUCUCCAGAGAGAAGGUGUCACACACCCAGGCGCUUGAGAAGCACGUUCAGCAUUUGUUCAGACAUGUGAGAAAGUACCAGGGCCAGAAGUUCGACUUGCAGGAGCUCUUCUACAGGUUUACCGUAGACACCUCUACGGAAUUCUUGUUUGGCCAGUCUGUGUACGGGCUUUUGGACGAAAGCAUUGGUGAAAACCACCCAGAAGCAUUUGAAGGCGAGAGACAGUUCUACGAGGCGUUCAACAGGGCCCAGGAGAUCAUGGCCACCAGAGCGUGGAUGCAGAAGUGGUACAUGUUCUACUAUCCAAGGGACUUCAAGAAGAACACCAGAAUUGUCCACAACUUGGCCGACUUCUACGUGCAGAAGGCCCUUGCCAUGUCCCCUGAAGAGAUCGAGAAGGUGUCUGACGGCUAUGUCUUCUUGUACGAGCUCGUCAAGGAGACCAGAGACCCCAAGAUGUUGAGAGACCAGUUGUUGAACAUUAUGAUUGCCGGUAGAGACACCACGGCGUCGCUCAUGACCUUCACCUUCUUCGAGUUGGCCAGAAACCCAGACGUGUUCGAGAGGUUGAAGGCUGAAAUCAGGGAGAAGUUUGGCACGGGCUCCACCGGCAACAUUGAGGACAUCACCUUCGAGACCCUCAAGAAGUGUACCUUCUUGAAGUACGUGAUCAACGAGGUGCUCAGAUUGUACCCUGCGGUGCCCAUCAACUACAGAUUUGCCAACAAGCACACGACGUUGCCUCGUGGCGGUGGCCCUAACGGUGACAAGCCUGUGUUUAUUGAAAAGGGCACUUGCAUUGGUUACUUGGUGAGUUGUACCCACCGUAACGAGAAGUACUACGGCAAGGACGCCCACGAAUUCAGACCAGACAGAUGGGCCGACAGAAGCUUGAAGCCUGGUUGGGCAUACUUGCCUUUUAACGGUGGCCCCAGAAUUUGCUUGGGCCAGCAAUUCGCCAUCACUGAGGCUUCCUACGUGAUUGCCAGAUUCAUGAUGGAGUUUGACAAGCUCUACGAUCAUUACCCUGAGCCCGACAGAUACCCACCUCGCCAGGUCUCACAGUUGACCACCACGCUCGCUACCGGCUGCUGGUUGGCCAUGGAGUAG
This is a messenger RNA of Candidozyma auris, 1596 nucleotides long. Its product is annotated as cytochrome P450. Gene Ontology annotation, molecular function: heme binding; oxidoreductase activity, acting on paired donors, with incorporation or reduction of molecular oxygen, reduced flavin or flavoprotein as one donor, and incorporation of one atom of oxygen; iron ion binding. Lineage: Eukaryota; Fungi; Ascomycota; Pichiomycetes; Serinales; Metschnikowiaceae. The transcript has a single exon. The record is from RefSeq and is a predicted model, not a curated record. The coding region runs from base 1 to 1596 and encodes 531 amino acids.